UCCAAUUUCCGAAAUUAUAAUAUUAUUGUGUUUACAUCAUUGUUUAAUUCAUGCGGGAUAGUAAUAAUUAAAGUAAUUACUGAUGUACCAGAGCGAUUGAAUUUGGAUUCGAUUACGGGUUUUUCGUGAUAAGGUCGGUAGUUCUGUGGGUAUUGAGAAACGAGUGAUAUUUUCUGGAUCCAAAGGGGAGAUUUUCAAGUAAAAUGUAGAUAUAAUCGAUUUUAUUUCUUAUCUCGAGUUGAAAAGGUUGUUGGUUGAAGAUUUGGCAUGCCGCCUUUCUAGAGCUGCGAUUACAAGCCUGAUGAUGGGACUGCCGUUUUGGAUAUUGUCAUGAAGAAUCACAGACGCAGAUUCUAGCCGCUCCUAACAUGGGCAGCAGACACUCCUCACCCUCCCUGCUAGCAUACGAACAAAGAUCCCACCGAUGUGGGUUACCUACGAUCUACACUAAGGUUGCUCGUACCCCAGCUGGUACCGCGGGGAAGAUCAGCUCGCAUUGGCCAGCUUUAAAGCACAGUCAAACGAGAAACCGAUUCGAAAUUGUGGGGGAGUUUUUCGUGCCGUGUAGAGUUGAAAUCGCUUUUCUAUUUGGACAUCAACAACAAGUAAUAAGCUGCUAGCCAACAUUUUACUCUUAUCUUGCUUAAUCGCUGAUUUAUAAACGUCAUCAACGGAAUUAAGCAGAUUUCUUAUCAUUACACGACACCGGAAUACAUAUCGACAAAAGAGUCCAACGGAUCCUAUCAUCAGUGCAUACUUUAAAAAGUCAAAAGUACCAACAACAACAUUCUCACGUGGAGUACCGCAACUCGCGCUUUGCACUGCACCGACGACGGUGGCUCUCUAAAUAUUCCUAUCUACCCGGUCGCUCGCUCUCAUCGUGGGACUGCUCCACCGCUGCCUUGCCGGCGAUUUAUUACUCAGCCACUUCAGAGUGUUCUGUGUGAGUAAGUGGAUACGCGAGCGAAGCGCAAAGUAUAUACGGCGUCUGACAGGCCGCAAACCAACAGUUCAGUGCCGGCCGUGAAUGAAUUCUGUUGUAGAGUUAAUUAUAACCUUUCAUGCUACUGCAAGUCUUCCCAGUUCCUGAGAAAAAAAAUUGUACGAAGGAAUCAAGCGAAAACACACUUUAGUAGUUUUUUCUUGCCUAUACUGAUCCAUUAAUUAAUACUCGAGAGAAAACGACGCGGCAGGAAGCCAUCUAGAGGCCAAGAAAAGGACUUCGUACACAAAAAACUGCAAUUUUAUGAUUUGCACAGCUUCAGUGAGAAAUUGCUAAUUCAGAGUGCCAGUAACGAAAGGUUUUACUUUGCGUGUGCAUGGGUCACUGUGAAACUAAUUUGUACGAUACCCAACUACGAUAGUGCAAGUCAUCGCCAGUUCAAAAUGAAGGAUAUCAUCGCAUGUAGGAACCUAAUUAAUAAGGAUACUAUCUAUAAGAAGGUUGUUAUAAUUGGUAAUGGACCAAGCGGAAUAUCGUUAUCAUACAUGCUGGCAGGCAAUUGGCCAUAUUGGUCUACUGAGCAAAUUCAGAAACAUCCGGAUGAGCUGUUGCGGGCCCGCCUCAAUUAUUACGAUGCACAGAAGAGUCUGGUAGAGCAUGACCUCUACAGCCUAGCUGACGGACUGGAGGGCCGUAGCACCAAUCCGGUAUCAUUGUUGCUGGACAGCCUACAGCAUCCCUGUGCUGACCUUGGCAUGGAGUUGCCGUGCAUGGUGGAUUACAUGUACCAUCCCGAGAAGGAAAUCGACCACAUUGUGCUAGGGCGCGGUCCUCCCGGCGGUUCCUGGCAUCGGAUGGAUCCAAACCUACGGACGCUAUCCCUUGCGGCGUGGAUGUCUCUUCCCGGGUUAUCAUUCACCGAGUGGGAAAAGACGCACCCGUCAAGCAUCAGCCCAACCGAGGACCCGCUGGAUACCUCAGGGUUUCUAAGUAAUAACAAAAAUCAGUACCUGCCGCCCGAAAGCAACGAAGGCGUCAAAAUCCUCAAAUCAAACAGUCAGCAUGGUACUAGCAGUAAUCGUAUCAGAAAGAUACCUAACGGUGGCAAUGCCGUUAGACCUAUACAUAAUUCAAAUGAUUCAUGUGAUAGAUGUAGUCAACUAAACCGGCAUCAAUCACAGCAGCAAAAAGUGCCCUUAACCUGCAAUAGAUGUCACAUCAGCAGUAAAAACAACAAUAAAACGCUUUUGGAAAAUCAAAACCACGUUCGGUGGCAGCAAAAUAGCGUUGCUUAUGAGGAACGAAAUGGAAAGAUCAACAUAAAACUUUGCCCACCACCGCGAAGAAAUUUAUCGUUGAAGAGACAACUGUCGAAAGAAGUUGAAACGAGGGCGCUGAUCUCACGUGUGGCAGAGUACUACGAGAGCUACGUUGGAGAAAUGAGCCUGACCAAAUAUUUUAUGAAUGAUACGAUCGUUACAACUGUGCUACCACUGGACUCGACGACAGUUGGUGGGUCAGUUUCAGACCGAUUGCGGAAUGGACGGUGGAUCGUUUCGGGAUUUGACCAGAACUCUGGUAGAAAAUUCACCAUAGUGUGCCAAAAUUUAGUAAUGGCCAAUGGAGCCUCCGACUUAGCCAAUCGACUUGGAGUUAAAGGCGAAGGGUUGGAUAUGCCCUGGGUAAAGUAUGAACUUCCCCAUCUGGAGCGGGUUUUGGAACAGUACGACGACAAUGCAAUGUCUCAUCUGAAACCAGUACUUAUAGUGGGCGCAGGGUUGAGUGCCGCCGACGCCGUAACGAUUUGCCGAUCCUCUGGUAUCCCAGUGAUACAUGUGUACCGCAAUCGAACAGCCGGACUGGAUAAGAUGCUACCAGGAAAUGUUUACCCCGAGUACCACGAAGUGCAUAGAAUGAUGAAGGACUCGAAUCGGAAGUAUGAGCUGUACACACCGUUACCUGAACAUACGAUUACAGACUUAACACAGACAGCUUACCCUGGACAAAAAGACUCGCAUCGAGUCACAGUACAACAUCUGAAAACGGGAGAACGACGAGAGAUUGACGUUUCAUUCUGUGCUAUUCUGAUAGGAUCUCGACCAGAUCUUCGGUUUAUGGCAGGGCUAUUCAAAGGUCGAACGGCCACUCAGAACGGACACGAUGCUCGUUUUUCAAAUAACAAACGUACUACUUUUGGUGAGAAAGACUCAACGCUUUGCGAAACUCGCCCCAUUCAGCCGUUAGCUAUUUUGUCUAUAGCUGAACAAUUCCUGGCAUCCCGAUUGGGAAGAAAGCUAUUUUGGUUUAAGAACAUCUGCGCUAAGUGCAGACACUUAAAUGUGUGUGAUCGAAGCCGCUACAAACACUAUCAGCUAGCUGGGUUCGGAACAAAUGAAGAGAAGCAGUCUUCUAACUGUGGCCAUAAUCUAAGCUUGCUAGGUAAAAAUUGCGAAUGUACACUUCCGACUGCAGUCACGACCAGCGAACAUCAAAUUAGUGCAGCUGGAUUAGGUUUAGGUGAAGAUCCAUCAAAACCAGUAGAUUGCAAAAGUAAUCCAAUUGAAGUAGACAAGUAUACCAAUGUUGUAUUGAGAACUCCCUACAAAGGUUUGUACGCCAUGGGACCACUGGUUGGGGAUAAUUUCGUCCGUUUCAUUCCGGGUGGUGCAUUAAGCAUUACUUCUUCACUCCACAAACGGACCGAGAAUGACUGACGAGCUCCUGGUCGGGCGGUGCGCUUGUUUUUUGUUUGAGACACGCUCUGGAUUCUCGAAUAUGAAUUUGCGUGUAAUAAAUAAAUAGUCAUGUUGUUCACACCCAAGGACGCUCUUCGGGAGCUCCUACCAUUUUAUCUAAUGGUUUUGUUUCAUGGAAUUAUCGUGAAUUGAAAUACGAGAAUUAUUUCAAAUGCUAUCGCAUCCGUUAUUUCGAAAAGCGGUGGCGCCAAACUGCUAGCAGUUAGGACGCAAACCAAUGGUGUUACGCGACGACCACUUAGCAUAUAUUUGUGAUUGAUAGAAGUGAUUUUUAUAACUAUUUAACUGUUCAAUAGCUGUUAAUUUAUUUUUAUAUAUCAAAGAUUUCUUUAUAUUUAUAUUAAAACUAUAUUGAUUUACUUCUAGUUCUUAAAAUUGAAUUUGUGCUAUGAAACGAUUUCCACCGUUACGGAAAUAAUUAAUGUUACUGUACAACAUUUUUAUCCUACCUUACAUUCCUACCAUUGCCAACAGUUUUUUUUAAUUUAAUGGGCUUUAUUUCCAUGGCUUCGGAAUAAAACUUUGAUGCAAUCCGUGGUAUGUCUAAAGCUGUGGUAUCAUUCUGCAAAUUACUAGGGUUCGACUAUUCAAAUUGUAUGUGUUCUUUUCAAAUUUUUCGAGUCGAUUUCAAGUAUUUAUUGUUUUUCUGUGGAUUGCUAUAAUGUAGAUUGCUAUAACAGCUUUAAAAUAUAUUUGGCAGUAAAUUUGGCGAUUCUGGGUUAGGUUUUGCAGUUUCUUAUUUCAGUCAGUCGAGCUUGAUUUGUUCUACUAUGAAAACUACGAGUUCGAGAGGAUUUUUUUUCUAUUUUCUCCUGAAAUUGAACAUAACUCCAAAUUUGUGUGACGUUGCAAAAUUUCAAAAAACGCAUCCAAUUUAUCAAAAACACGUUUACUGAAUUUGAGUUCGUUUCUUGAAAGCAUUAUCGAUGUUAGGCUGUGUUGUCCUCGAAAUGGACACGAUAUACCAAACACUUAUUAGUGGAAAGUAACGCUGCCUUAUUCCUAACCAGAUCACUGCAAAGCUAACCAUUAUCAACACCAAUUUGUUCAAAAUUAUGUUAAGGUGCUCCGAGCCAGUAUACCAAAAAGAAACCCGGGAACAUUUGAUAAUCUACUAUAACAUACUCUUAACGAAACCACCAGAACCAUUCCCCUACCCCUCCAGAUGGACCCAACGUUAAAACCAUUAUAACUCUCACGUAGACUAUAAAAGAUAUAUGUUUUACACCAAACUUUAUCAACUUCUUACACGUCAGUAUGUAAUGUAUUAACAAUUCCCUGGAUGAUAGCCUGAUCUGCUACCGUUGCGUGUGGCAGGGGUAGUCGGAAUCAUCGUUUGGUACGUAGGCUAAAAACUAAAAAACGUAUGAACCGAAUAGAGACUGAUUUGUAUAUUGAGGUAGAUAGUUCUAAGAAUGAAGUACGAUCGAGUACACAUUUGGAAUGAAGAAAUUACUGUUAGAAGAUCUGUAUCAAAAUCGUUUGAAUUUAACUCGUUUCUACUAGUGAAAUUUUGGAACCCGUCGUGAAACACUGUCCAUGUAUUCAAACUACACCCGUUGUGAAACUUAAAGCUUUCUACUUGUGAAAAAAGUGCUGAAAUACGUACUGAAUCUAGUUUUAAUAAUGUUUCAUUGAACUACGUUAUGCUUAUUCUUAAUUGAUAGUGGCUUUACAGUUCUAUAUAGGUUUUUGUUUAUCAUUCGUGUGAAAUGUUGGAAACACACACGUUCUGUUCUUAUAAUUUUAAAAGCACGAUAGUGUUUGUUCGCAUUGUGAUGCGAUUUCGUAAUAAGAUUUAAUAAACAAAAGGGGGCAAUAAGAACAAAAAACAGGGUAGACUGGAAGUCGAUUAUCGCUAUUCAAUUUUCUAGCGAUUUCAAUAAGUAUUUUUUUGUUUUGUAUUGUGACGUAUUACUAGGUAGUUGUUCUAUUCUCCCGAAGCAACAAAAAAACAAAUUUUCGAAACUUGAUACGAUAGUUGCGAUUGUUAAUUUUUUAUUUACCAAGAAAAAAAAGUUUUACUGUUACAAUACAAAUGUUUACUCAAA
This is a messenger RNA of Topomyia yanbarensis, 5750 nucleotides long. Its product is annotated as oxidative stress-induced growth inhibitor 2-like. Bases 1387 to 3657 code for a protein of 756 amino acids. The record is from RefSeq and is a predicted model, not a curated record. The transcript is spliced from 8 exons. Lineage: Eukaryota; Metazoa; Arthropoda; Insecta; Diptera; Culicidae.